Pieris rapae (cabbage white) is the source of this 3164-nucleotide messenger RNA. RefSeq names its product rho GDP-dissociation inhibitor 1 (gene RhoGDI). Gene Ontology annotation, molecular function: Rho GDP-dissociation inhibitor activity; protein binding. The record is from RefSeq and is a predicted model, not a curated record. Bases 205 to 816 code for a protein of 203 amino acids. The transcript has 5 exons. Gene Ontology annotation, cellular component: cytosol; cytoplasm; membrane. Lineage: Eukaryota; Metazoa; Arthropoda; Insecta; Lepidoptera; Pieridae. Gene Ontology annotation, biological process: Rho protein signal transduction.
ACAAUCACAUCACUACACGACUACGGACCGGAAGCGUUGCGCACGUCAGUCAUUCAUUUUUGAUCUUAAGAUUUUUACAAAAUAAGUAAUAUCCUAUUAAUUUUAUUUCAAUUUCAAGUUGUUUAAGAUACGCUAAAAACUGGGUGCUAUAAAUAUAUUGUGAAUAUUGCUUUUGCAUUUACGUCUUAUUUUUAAGAAACUAAUAUGUCUGGAGAACCUGAUGUUGCUCGUACUCCAGAGGAGGAAACUGAAGAAGAAAUCAAAUCCUCUUACAAACCACCUCCGGAAAAGACCAUAGAGGAGAUCCUAGCUGCUGAUCAGGAAGAUGAGUCUUUACGGAAGUAUAAAGAGGCAUUGUUAGGACAGGUGCAGGCUGGUCCUGUGAUAGUUGACGCUAAUGACCCACGGAAAGUGAUUGUCAAAAAGCUGGCGUUGUGCGUGGCUGACCGUGAUGACUUGGAGCUAGACCUCUCUGGAGACCUAACUGAUCUCAAAAAACAGGUAUUCACUAUAAAGGAGGGCGUGCAGUACAAAAUAAGAAUCGACUUUAUAGUGCAGAGGGAGAUCGUGCAUGGUCUGAAGUACGUGCAAAAGACCUAUCGUAUGGGUGUGCCAGUGGACAAAAUGACACACAUGGUCGGAUCUUACCCCCCCAAAACCGAGAUUCAGUCAUAUACCACGCCCCCUGAAGAUGCGCCUUCGGGGAUGAUGGCGAGAGGAUCCUAUUCUGUCAACAGUCUCUUUACCGAUGAUGACAAGAAUGUCCACCUUCAGUGGGAGUGGACCUUCGACAUCAAGAAGGAUUGGAAGGAUUAGAUAGAAUGGGUGAGGUCCAGUACUUCCAGCGUUGCGGUAUAUUUACUGAUUUUACAGUAUAUCUACUGUAGAAAAAGAUUGCGAGAAAUGCAGUUAACGUUUUGUUAAUACGAUUAAAUUUUAAGAAACUAUAAAGAAAUCUAGAUUUUGGUGAAACCUGCUGAGGUCUGGAAGUACUGGCGAAACUGUGACCCAAAACGAAAUUGUCCAUAUCCAGCAAAAUUUUCAUGAAAGAGAAGAAAAAUCAACCCAGUGCAAUGGAAAAGAAAAAACCUGAUUGAAACGUGUUUAUUUUUUGGGGGUUGAGGUUUAAAAUUAUCAGUUAACCAAAGGGGUGUCAAAUACGUUAAAUUGUGACAGCAAUAGAAAUGCUAGGCAUGCGUGUUAACACUAAGGAAAAUAUAUAAAUUUUGUUUGAUUUGGGCAAUUUCGUUUGAAAAUUGUAAGUUUUUCAUUAAAAAGCUCUCACGGUCAAGCGCACACCGCAGAAUGCUAAGUACAAGUAUAAUGUUUUGGAGAUGAAUAAUAAAAAAAAUAGUGUACAAAUACAUGUCUACCCUCCUUUUUUGUUUUUUUUAUGAAUGCAAUUGAAUAAGGUUUUAAUGAUUUUUUUAUAAUUGAACUUUUUUGACGUGACAAUAUCUAAUAAAUUGAUAAAUAUCGGCUGCAUACAUGAAAAAGGUCAUUGCCUAAUCAUUGUGUCGAGACGCUCAUUGGCCUGUUACGAUAAAUUUCCUGUUACGUUAACUGUCCUGUUACAGUAACUGUCCUGUUACGAUAAUUGUCCUGUUUGCGCGGGAUCUCUCCCUCUUACACUUAUAUAUGCAUUAUGCAAUCAUUUUUAUCAAUGUUUUGUUAUUACGUUGUCACGUUAAACUAUUUUAUCCGUAAACCGACUUUACAUGCAAGCAUUUUUUUAUUUGUCUGAAGCAAUUGGUAGAUGUAUGAAGCGUCUUAUUUUUUUAAUCACAUAGAAGGUUUUUCUAUAAGCAACAAAUUAUUUAAAGUAAUUACAGAUUUUUUUACUUUGCAUUACGCAUCUUAAAAAUGUUUAUGUCAUAUUGUAUCUAGCAUUCUGUUCACCUGAAAUGUAAAGACCAUAGAGCCAGAGGUGAGCAUAGAGUAUGGAUAGAAGCAUAGAGCGGGGUGCCAUAGACUUGGCAUUUAGGGGAGACGAGUGAUUAACGGUUAACCGUUUGUACAAUUUUAGUGUCAUAUUUGUCUGUAUUCAGUAUUAAUCGCUCGUUUCGCAUGACACUAGUGCAUUUUAAUCUAUAGGGACUGGACUAAAUAUUUUUUUUAUAAAUACUACAGAUUCAGAAUUUUCGCAAUUUCUUUGUAAAAUGCGUAGAUUAAGGUAGGGUUAAUGUUUAGUCAGUAGUUAUAGUACUCACCCCUUUACUUAUAAUCCCUCUUUAAGUACCAUGUAUUAAGCAGUCGAUAUCGAUGAGUCAAAAACGUGUAUUUGACAUAGGAAUGUUGAAGUAUUCAAUUUAGCAUCUUGAUGUUUAUAAGUAAGGGGAUAUAUGUUUAAUACUUUCAUGCAUAUAUCUUACAAAUUCAUUAAUAAUAGCUGGUUUGAUACAUGUAACGUUACUAUUUGGUCAUGGACAUUUUAAAUAAUUGUGAUUUCUAUAAAACAGUUUAAGAAUGCCAAAAGUGAAAAUGUACUUUUAUAUUAAUUUGUUUUACUCGGACCAAAGUAUCGUCAAAUAUUUUUUGUACGUCUUUUCUACGACAGUUGAAAAUCUAUCACUUCGCCUCACAUUAGAGAGAGCGGGACAAAUAUAUUUCUACAAACAUCAUGUUGUAAGGGGAUUCCCCGUUGGUGCAUGGAUAUAGUCUAUUUUUAAUACGUAGCCUCUAACCAGCCAGAUUUGGCAAUAAUAGUAUUACUUUUGUAUUCAUUCAUUAUUUAGAUCUUAGGGCUCGCGUGUAUGGGCGUGGCUACACUUGGGGCGGUUUACUGAUUUCAAAAUUUAAAAAAAAGUAGUAUCGUCACUUGUGACGUCUGACAUAUGACAUAACACCGGGAGUCCAUAGAUAGUUUUUCUAUCUGCAUUAUAGUUAUUUGUAAAUUAUUUUUAUUAGAUGGCAGUGUGGUCUUUUGGGAUCAGCGUGCGAUGCUCUAUCUAUAGAAUUUCUUUAUAUGCCCAUUUAACAUUUGCUCGAACAGUGUCUAAGGCAUCAUGAGGCCUUAGACCCAAAACGUCGACGGCGUGUGUCAGGCACAUGAGUCUCUAAAUGCCUAUUAAAUUUAUGAAUGAUCACGAUACAGAUACAGACAUCUGAGGCUCAUACCUAAAAAGAUUGUAGCGGCACUGAUUUAUUUUUAUCACAUAAGUAAC